UACAGUUAUUGUAUGUUUUAUAAAUUGCCCAUUUCGUCCGCAACAACAUAAUAUAAUUCCUACAAUAGCUUUCAUAAUAAAUAAAGAAAGAGUAACAUCUAAAGGCGAUUUCGUGCCGAUGAAACAGAUGGCUAUAAGUUCAUUUCCGUGUUAUUAACGCAGCCUAGCAGCGUGUAGGACAUUCAUAUGUAAUAUCUGACUAAUUGAGGCCGACGCGUGUACUUGGCGAUAAUCCAAGUCGCUUUGAUCGCCGGCAAUCUACCUUACGCGAAAGCUACACACGUGUGCCCGUCUAUACGCACGUGUUCGCUUAAAUAUGUAUUCAUGAAUUUAAGUACACGCUCGUGUUAUCCAAACGGAGCAAAACCGAUGACUAAAGACCGCUUGUACAUACGCGGAAUCAGAGUACAGAAUCGGAUUUCCAAAGAGUCGAUCGCGAUAAGAUGGAGGAGAAUUCUGAUUUACCGAUCAGAUGACAAAAGUUGGUCGUCGAGAAACGAGCAUCGAAUCUCGUGCGAGCGCUUUUCGUGAUCGUUUAUCGGACAUGUGUCAACGUGCAGGAAAAACUGUUCAUCGCGACUGAUCAACGAAGAAUUGCCAUUAGAAUUAGGUAAAAAAAGUGAAUUCGAGUAAAUUGCGAUGAUAACGAUCGAGAUAAAAGCUUGAAGAUUCACCAGUGUUCGCUGAUUCAAUGGCACCAGCACCAAUCUUUCCAUCGAUUCACCUUGCAGAGGAAUGCUGCUGAGUUUAUUCAGGUUGACCAUGAUCGUUUCGCUACUAAUCAGCGCAGUUUGUAUCGAAAGCAACGUAAGAUCAUCAGAGGAAAACAAAGCAGAGGUAGAAUCACCUGAACGGCGCGAUGUUUUUCUGAAAAAAGACACGAUUGUCAACCACGAUGAAGAUUCCCAUAUGCAGAAACGGCAAUCGAGCAAACACAACAGAUACUCUAGCGAUCAGGAACCGAAGGCACGUAGAAGCAGUGUCCAUUCGAUGGAACGCAGAAUAUCUCGAGCAGGUGACAAGAAUUUGGCCAACAAGAUGGCCAAAGAUGCGUUGCAAUCUCCGAAGAUGCAGGAGACAAUGAAGAAGCUCACUCGAGUGUCGAAACCUCGUAGUAAUCUCUAUGCGUCAGUGAAAUUGCCGGCUUCGGGAAAGGUUGGAAUGAAAAAAUCCCGCAGUGAACAUCAGGACGGGCACAUUGGACGAGGAAAGAAGAAAAAGAGAAGACACCAUCGAAGAUUCAAAAAUGGGCACGCUGAAUGGCCAAAGGGGGGAUCUCCCAAGAGAACGUCGAACCCUGGCAGCAACAUUAACUCGUCUGCGAAGAAAGUAACCGGAAGAGAGAAACAUUUAAUUAAACAUAAUCAAGGAAUGACCGAUAACAAAUCACGAGACAGACCUACAACAUCAAGAUCAAACGAAAAAGUUACCCGUGUACACGUAGACGACAAUGAUUACGUUGAUUUCUCCUCACCGUUGAUCACUAAAUCUUCGGCGUUGUCGAGUAAAUCAGCGAAAAGCGAAGGUUCCGUGAAAUUACACGGUAGCGAGAGAAUGAUCGACAGUUUGAUGCGGACGACAACGAGGAACCCUUUAAAAAAGAGUCCCGGUGACCAAGGAGUAGAGUACUCGGAUUAUUACAGCGACGACGAUGUCCUCCGCGACAUGGCAGCGAAUAAAAUCCCCAUGCAGAUCGUUCGAUCCAUGUAUCCCAAUGAUCGUUUCGCGCGCGAGACUCCGUACUCUAGAUCUCUUCGUCGAAUCGACAGAAACGUUCAGGCGUAUCAUCGAGGUCACCCUGGUCGUAGAAAAGGCUUCAGGUACCCUGGUAACGCUUUUAAACGUUCUCAUCGUUUUCAAAGAUAUCCGAAAGGCAAACGACUCGGGGGACCGAAUCAGUAUUCUCAGUUCCUCAGAGCGGAUAGAUACGAUCAAUCGGACCCCAGGUGCCCUGCCAGCACCGAGGAAGUUCUUGAACAGCCUCAGAUAUCCGAACAGGAUGCUGUUCUUGACGUGGUACAAAACAAUAUCGAUGAUAGGAGAAUGAACAAUGAAAUUCACCAACUCAAUCCUCGUCCAUUGAAUCGUUUCGAUCAAUACGAGACGCCUCAGGACGAUUUCAGAAGCUUGGAAACAAACGAAGGUGUCGAACCAAGGAGGAACCCGCUGCGUCCUAACAGUCCUGAAAUACAAAACCUGGAAAAUGAUCAGCCAAUAGACACGAAUUUCGACGAGAAUACGUUAAAUCAACCUCGGAUAUCAGGUACAACGGAGGAGGAUAUCGCAGCUCAAUCGCAGCCUAGUUUCUCUGCAGGCCAGUCAUACGACAAUCUCGACGACACACAGGAUCAAUCUAUGAAAAGUGUUUCAAUACAGGGGAUAAAUAACAUUCCUCAAUCGUACGAUAACGCGAUGGAUCAGCCUCUUGGAAAGAUACUGGAGUCUCUGGGCAUCAACAUCAGCACCGAGCCCAGUAAUUUAAAUCAGAAUGAAAAUUUGGAGGACGACAUAGCAAACUCUGACUCUCUUAAUCAAUCAGAGGAACAUCUUUUAAGUCCCAGUUAUCGAAAGCAAGAAUUUAAGGGUGAGAAUAGAAACGAAGAUAAGGAGGACCACACGAGAGGACACGUAAUUCAAAGUGGAGGAUACGAAGACGAGUUCUUACCGUACACGGAUAAUCCACUCCUUCCUGCACACAAUAUGAACAUUUCCAUCGCUGUGCAAGACACUAAGGAGAUCGCCAAUCAAAUACUGAACACCAUCAUGGAGGAACUGGAAGAAUUGAAGCUGGAUCAUUCAAAGAACAAAAGGAGAGACGGCUUACCUUGCCGUUUGUCAGGGUCCUGGUCAACGUCUCAGGCCGGAAUCAAGCUAGAGAUGAGGGUCGUGAAUCGAAGUAUAAUCGUGACGGUUACGGAGCUCGCGACACCCCGUUUUCACGGAAGUCUCCUCAACGGAACGUGGAACGUUUCCGGUCACGCUCCGUUUAAACGUGGCGCACCCUUCACUCUGAUCGCCACGGAUAACAGUACCAAGUCGAUAGCUGUGUUCGUCGGUGCCUGUAGAGUAUGCCAAGGAGUGGACACCAUAACAGGCGUUUGGUCCAUUGCCCGACAGCCAAACGAUUGCAAAGACGUCCAGGUUGCCACGAGUGUCUUCAAUGAUGUCUUCCGGAAAUCUAAGUUGUCCAGUUUAAAAGAGCACCAGAACUCGACCACGACUGAAAGCUCGACAAUGAAGCACGAGAAAAGGAAGAGUUAGAAGUGUUUUACCACUGAAAUCCGUAUGAUGCGGAAUAUUUAAAAACAAAUUGACAUUGGAUAGACAAAGUUGGAACUUAAGGGAUGAAAGUAUAAUCGAAGAUUGAUUUGAUUUUGCAGACGUAGACAAUGAUUCACACGGAUAAUCGUAUCUCGAUAUGACAAGCUACGUAUUCAAAAAAAUGUCGAAUAUUUUGUAUUAUGAUGUAAGUAGUUUCUAAUAAACUCAACAUUUUAUACUAUG
Molecule: messenger RNA, 3504 nt
Organism: Osmia lignaria (orchard mason bee)
Lineage: Eukaryota; Metazoa; Arthropoda; Insecta; Hymenoptera; Megachilidae
Molecular function (GO): biotin binding
Source: RefSeq, a predicted model, not a curated record